Molecule: messenger RNA, 6234 nt
Organism: Caenorhabditis angaria
Lineage: Eukaryota; Metazoa; Nematoda; Chromadorea; Rhabditida; Rhabditidae
Source: the annotation of a GenBank genome assembly
AUGGCCCAGGUUUGUUAAUUAUUCAUUUGUUUUUUCUUUACCCUGGUGUCAAGAUUUUCUAAAUUGGUCGCUUUGAACGGGGAACAUACAUUUCGUACUAUUUAUUGAUUUAGCUUUUCAAAAAUAAUUUCGUAAUGAAAUCAGAAAUUUCAUAACUACAUAUUGUUUCUAGGUUAGUGGUGUUAUGACUCAUUCUCUCAAAAUCUGUAAUUUCGUUCAAAAACCUCAAAAAGUAAAAAGAAACAAAAAUAAUUAAUUGUGAGAGAGCACACAAAAAUGAGAGAGACAGACUGAAAUUUUGAAAAGUGUGCGUACACAGCGACGAACAAUUGCACACAUUCGCAGCACCGAAUUUUUUUUUGCAAAAAGUUUUGGAUUUUUCAGCUUUUUUUCUGAAGUAGAAAGGUUAUUGACCUGAAAUUAUUGGAUAUUCAGCUAAAAAUAGAAAUUUUCAACGUGGCCUCAAUUUUGAAAUUUCAUUUUCAGAAAAAAAAAAUCAGAUCUCUCUCAUUUCAAAAUAUGAAAUGAAUUUUUACGAUUUGAACUUAUUUUUUUAGACGUGACCCAUUUUUCAGAAAAAAUUAUUUUUUUCAAUUAAAAAAAAACACAUUUUUAAUUUCAGGUCGACGUCAAUUCUGGCGCCUAUAACCAAGAAGGGGACUAUGAUGAAGACAACUCGUCCGCCCGUCUUUUCGAACGAUCACGAAUUCGCGCUCUUGCCGGUUAGUUUCUCAACUAAACUUUACUUCUUGAACUUUAUUUCUCAAAUAUGCAUAUAAGUGUCAAAAACACCUCAAAUACUCAAUUUUGGCGAAAAUCAAUAGAUAAGACAACAAUCUGAUAAACACAAACAUUUUCACUCACUUCUUCUCUUUGUGUCAGACUAAAAUUGUCCUUCUAUGGUGACAACUAGAACCAGCGCAGAUACUCUUGAUCCAUUCUGUGGUCGGAGUAGCAAUGCGACCACUGUUGAUUUUAGAUUCAAGAGUUUGAGAGGUUUAUUAUUCGCAGGGUUUGAGUUUCAACAAAAUCAAUGAAUUUUUUCAGAGGAGCGUGAGUUUGUGCAGAAGAAAACGUUCACAAAAUGGGUCAACUCUCACUUGGUUCGUGUCAGCUGCAAAGUUCAAGAUCUCUAUAUGGAUAUGCGCGAUGGUAAAAUGUUACUCCGACUGCUUACUGUUCUUUCCGGCGAACGCCUGGUAAGUUAAAAAUCAAGAUAAUCGGGAGCUCCUUCAAUAAAAUUUGUAAAUUUUUAGCCGAAGCCAACGCCUGGAAAGAUGAGAAUUCAUUGUCUGGAGAAUGUCGACAAGGGUUUACAAUUUUUGCGAAAUCAACAUGUGCAUUUAGAAAAUUUGGGUUCACAUGAUAUUGUUGAUGGAAAUCCACGCCUGACACUUGGUCUCAUUUGGACGAUUAUUUUGCGAUUCCAAAUUCAAGACAUCACUUUCGAAGAUGCGGAUAAUCACGAGACAAGAUCUGCCAAGGAAGCAUUGCUUCUUUGGUGUCAAAUGAAGACAGCUGGUUAUCCAAAUGUCAAUGUCAAAAACUUUAGUACUAGUUGGAGAGAUGGAUUGGCGUUCAAUGCGCUUAUUCAUAAACAUAGACCGGAUUUAGUGGAUUAUGAUAAUCUUCAAAAAUCGAACGCUUUAUACAAUUUGCAAAGUGCUUUCGAUACCGCUGAAAAUCAAUUGGGAUUGCCGAAAUUCCUUGAUGCGGAAGAUGUGAAUGUAGAUCAACCAGAUGAGAAAUCCAUCAUUACCUAUGUUGUUACUUAUUAUCAUUAUUUCAACAAAAUGAAACAAGAUAAUAUUCAAGGAAAACGUAUUGGAAAAGUUAUCAAUGAGUUGAUGGAAAAUGAUAAAAUGAUCAAUAGAUAUGAAACAUUAUCAUCUGAUUUAUUAGAAUGGAUUAAUGCUAAAAUCGAAUUGUUGAACGAUAGAAAAUUCGAAAAUUCGUUGGAAGGAGUUCAACGACAAUUAACUGAAUUCAAUGAUUAUAGAACACAAGAAAAACCACCAAAGUUCGAUGAAAAAGGUGAACUUGAAGUUCUCCUUUUCACACUUCAAUCUGCAAUGAGAGCUAAUAAUCAAAGAGCUUUUGUGCCAAGAGAAGGAAAAUUGAUUGCUGAUAUUAAUCGAGCUUGGCAAGCUUUGGAAAAAGCUGAACAUGAGAAAGAACUUGCAUUGAAGGAAGAAUUGAUUAGACAAGAAAAACUCGAACAAUUGGCUGCUCGAUUCAAUAGAAAGGCUGAAAUGAGAGAGACUUGGUUGACUGAAAAUCAACGACUUGUUAGCCAAGAUAACUUUGGAAAUGAUCUUUCUUCGGUUGAAGCUGCUACCAAGAAACAUGAAGCUAUUGAAACCGAUAUUUUCGCUUAUGAAGAACGUGUUCAAGCUGUUGUUGCAGUUGCUGGUGAACUUGAAGCUGAAAAUUAUCAUGAUCAAGCAAAGAUUAAUGAAAGAAAGGAGAAUGUUUUGAAAUUGUGGAAUUAUUUGUUCCAAUUGCUUCUUGCAAGAAGAGUUCGUUUGGAAUUAUCGAUGGCUAUUCAAAAGAUUUUCCAUGAUAUGCUUCUCACUUUGGAUUUGAUGGAUGAUAUCAAGAAGAGAUUGUUGAGUGAAGAUUUGGGAGCUCAUUUGAUGGAUGUUGAAGAUUUAUUGCAAAAACAUAAUCUUCUCGAAUCCGAUAUCAAUAUUAUCGGUGAUCGAGUUAGAAAUGCUGUUGCUCAAUCGGAGAAAUUCAGAAAUCCAGAUGGUCCAGAUGGAAGUGGAUAUCAACCAGUUGAACCAUCGACAAUUGAUGAAAGAUGCGAUAUUCUCCAAAAAAGAUAUCAAGAAUUGCUCGAUCUUGCCGCUGAACGCAAAAAGCGUUUGGAAGACAACAAAAGAUUGUGCCAAUUCUGGUGGGAUGUUGCUGAAUUGGAACAUGGAAUCAAAGAACAAGAGCAAGUUCUUUCAUCAAAUGAUACUGGAAAAGAUAUUGUUACCGUAUCCCAUUUGUUGGCCAAACACAAGAAUGCUGAAAAUAAUUUGAGAGAUCUUGAAAAACAAUUGAAUGGACUUGACAAAAGUGGACAAGAAUUGCAAGAUGAAAAUAUUCCAGGAUCUGAUAAUAUUCCACCAAGACUUCAAGAAAUCCGUGAUUAUAUCAAUAAACUCAAAGAUUUGUCUGGAGCCAGAAAAGAAAGACUUGUUGGAGGUGUUGAUUAUUAUCAAUUCUUCACUGAUGCUGAUGAUGUUGAUCGUUAUUUAUAUGACACUCUUCGUGUUAUGUCAUCUGAAGAUGUUGGAAAAGAUGAGGGAACUGUUCAAAUGCUCAUCAAAAAACACGAUGAUGUCAGCGAUGAAUUGCAAAACUUCGAAGAACAAAUCAAAGUUCUUCACGCCAAGGCUGAAAGUCUUCCACAAGAAGCAAGAGAACACCCAGAUAUUGUCAAGAGACUUGAUACAACUCUCAAACAAAAAGCCGAAUUGGAAAAUUUGGCAAAACUUCGCAAACAAAGACUCAUCGAUGCUUUGUCGCUUUACAAAUUGUAUUCGGAUGCCGAUUCUGUUGAAUCAUGGAUUGAUGAGAAGGGUAAACUAUUGGCUACCCUUGUUCCAGGAAGAGAUAUCGAAGAGGUAUGUUUUCAUUUAUUGAAAAAAAAAUAAUUUUGGUUUUAUUUUCAGGUCGAGAUCAUGAAACAUCGUUUCGAUACCUUGGAACAAGAUAUGAAAAAUCAAGAAGCUAAAGUUGCCAAUGUUAAUGAUUUGGCUAGACAACUUCUCAAUGUUGAACAUCCAAACUCUGAUGAUAUUCUUCAUCGUCAAAACAAACUCAAUGCGAGAUGGGCUCAACUUCGUGAUAUGGUUGAUCAAAAACGUAAUGAACUCGAAAGAGCACAUCGUCUUGAAACAUUCCGUAUUGAUUGUCAAGAAACUGUUACAUGGAUUGAAGAUAAGACAAGAGUUCUUGAAGAUUCGGAUGCUUUGACCAAUGAUUUGUCAGGAGUUAUGAAACUUCAACGUCGUUUGUCGAUGAUGGAAAGAGAUCUUGGAGCAAUUCAAGCAAAACUCGAUUCACUCCACAAAGAAGCGGAUGAUAUUGAAAGAGAAAGACCACAAGAAGCUCAAGCUAUUCGUGAAGAUAUUAAGAGAAUUCAUCAAGUUUGGGAUAUUCUUAAUAAGAAGGUUCGAGAACAUGAAGCUAAAUUGGACGAAGCUGGAGAUCUUCAAAGAUUCUUACGUGAUUUGGAUCACUUCCAAGCUUGGCUUACUGCAACUCAACGACAAGUUGCUUCCGAAGAAGAACCACAAUCAUUGGCUGAAGCUGAACAAUUGUUGAAUCAACAUGCUGCAAUUCGUGAAGAGAUUGAUGGAUAUGCUGAAGAUUAUAAAAAGAUGCGAGCAAUGGGAGAUCGUGUUACACAAGAUCAAACCGAUCCACAAUAUAUGUUCUUGCGUCAACGAUUGGCUGGACUUCAAGAAGGAUGGGAAGAACUUCAACGAAUGUGGGAUAAUAGACAACAUUUACUCUCACAAGGUUUGAAUCUUCAAAUGUUCCUUCGUGAUGCCAAACAAGCCGAAGUUAUGUUAUCUCAACAAGAAAACUAUUUGGCUAAAGAUGAAAUGCCACAAUCAUUGGAACAAGCUGAAAGUGCAUUAAAACGUCAUCAAGAUUUUAUGACAACUAUGGAUGCAAAUGAUGAUAAGAUUCGUGCGGUUGGUAUGUUUGGUGAUCAACUUUGUCAAGAUGGACAUUAUGCGGCUGAUAAGAUUCAUAAGAAAGCUAGAAAUAUUGAUGAAAGAAGAGGAGCCAAUAGAGAAAAGGCGCAAGAAGUUUUGAAGAAAUUGAAAGAUGCAUUGUCGCUUCAACAAUUCCUUUCGGAUUGUGAUGAAUUGCGAGAAUGGAUUGAGGAGAAGAUGAUUAGAGCUCAAGAUGAAACAUACAGAGAUGCCAAGACUAUCACUUCUAAAUUUGUUCGUCAUCAAGCAUUCCAAUCUGAAUUGGCUGCCAAUAAGGUUAGUUUUUAUUUUGAAAUUGAAAAAAAUAAAUAAAUUCGGAGUAUUUUUAGGAGCGCCUUGAUCAACUCAAACAUGCUGCUAUCAAUCUCGGAGAUGAUAAACCUGAAUAUCAUGGAACUAUUGAUCCACAAAUUGUUGAACUUGCCACCCAAUGGGAUGAACUUGAAAAGACAACUGAAGAAAAGGGACAAAAAUUGUUCGAUGCAAAUCGCCAACAAUUGUAUGUUCAAUCUAUUGCUGAUAUGAAAGAAUGGGCAACACAACUUGAAAAUGAGAUGACUCGAGAAGAUCAACCAGCUGAUCUUACAACUGUUAAUGUUGCUAUGCAGAAACAACAAAUGAUCGAAACUGAAAUGAUCAAGAAAGCUCAACAUAUUGAUCAACUUAUGGAAAUGGAACCACAAUUGGAAGAACUGCAUCCAGAAGAACUUGAGAAUAUUCGAGCACAUCGUUUGGCUGUUCAAGAACAAUUGCAAAGAUUGCAAGCACCAUUGGAUGAUAGAAGAAAGGCUUUGGAAAGAAAGAAGGCUGCAUUCCAAUUUGGAAGAGAUGUUGAUGAUGAAAAAUUGUGGAUUUCGGAAAGGCUUCAUUUGGCAAGAGCACAAAAUCUUGGAGAAAACUUGCCAGAUUGUCAUCGUUUGCAAAAGAAUUUGCAAUUGUUGUCAAAUGAAAUUGAUAAUCAUGAACCAUGGAUCAAUCAAAUUUGUGGAAAUGGUCAAGAACUUAUUGAUGAAGGACAUGCAAAUGGACCAGCAUUUGAAAAGAAGAUCCAGGAACUUCGAGCUGCUUGGCAAGAAUUGAAGGAUGCUGUGAAAGAGAGAAAGGGUGAUUUGGGAGAAAGUGAAAAAGCUCAUCAAUUCUUGUAUGAUUGUGGAGAAGCGGAGGCUUGGAUGAGUGAACAAGAAUUGUAUAUGAUGCAAGAUGAAAGAGGAAAAGAUGAAUUCUCGACAAAGAACCAAAUUAAGAAACAUGAAAGAUUGCAAAGUGAUAUUGACAAAUUCGCUGAUACUAUCAGAAAUUUGGCAACCAAGGCACAUAAAUUUGUUGAUGAAAAGAGCCCAUUGAGUGACCAGGUAAGAAAUGUUCAAUGAACUACAGUACUCAAUUAUAUUUUUUCCAGAUAACACUCCGUCAAGCUCAAAUCGAAAAACUCUACGCUGGACUUCAAGAUCUGUCAAAAGAGCGUAGAAAGAGACUCGAGAAACUUUCAAGAUCUUUGAGUCGUGAUCGCUGA